AUGCAAUAGGUCGAGAGCUACAUAGACUAGCACAGAUAUAGCAAGGUAAAUUGCUAGUUUUUACAAAUUAUCGAACGGUCCUAAAUUACUUACAACCUAUCAGUUCAGUAGUACAGCUAUAUAUCAAUUAGUUCAAAUAUGAGAUAAACAGCUGUAAAAACAAUUGCUCCGCAUUGUUUCCUGCUCUCAUUGACACUGACUGACUGAGUGAGUGCUCAAGUCAGAUUCUUCGAUUGGAUUCCCGUUCUUGACUUGAGGAGCGUCUUCGAGGGUUCUGUUAACGUUCUGUUGCUGAAGCCUCAACAUGCCUUCUCAUCUUGUCAUAUCAUCAAUGGUCACUGUCACCGCCGGAGCCUUGGCCCUGCUUUCCUUCUAUUUAUACAAAAGAAAAUGUAGGAGUAUAUCGGCAUCAACGGAUAAGAUGAAAGAAGAUAUCUACCAGCCUGUCACAGAUGUUGAGCACUACGACAUAUUUGUCAUUGAUUCAUCAAGCGCUUAUCACGAGGCUGUAGAGAGCUUUGCAGAAGCUACCAAACAGAUGAAGGUUAUAGGUCUGGACUGUGAAUGGGUGACCAAAGAUGGUCAGAGGCAACCCGUGGCACUCCUGCAGCUCUCCUCCCCUGUAAACCAAUCCUGCCUCCUGUUCCGUCUCGACCAGCUGGAUGGAGAACUUCCAGAGAGUAUCCUCACCAUCCUCCAAGAUCGCAACACAUUGAAGGUUGGUGUGGGAGUGAUUGACGAUGCUAAGCGCCUUCUCAACGACUACCAAAUCAUCACCCACGGAUGCCUGGACCUACGCCACCUUGCACUGCGACACCUGUCUCGGACCUUGAGAGGGCGCUCCCUUAGUUUACGGGAACUGGCCAGCGUCGUCCUACAACACGAAAUGUCAAAGGAUGAUAGGGUGCGCUGUGGCGAUUGGGAAGCAGUGCCAUUGUCUAAGGAACAAAUCAAUUAUGCUGUGGACGAUGCAGUUAUCGGGGCGGCCAUAUUCUUACGAGUCGUUGCCUACAAGAUGAAAUUAAAACAGUUCGAGUCAUUCCUUCAACCAGAAACAUGGAAGAGCAUUUCGUCCAUGUGUCAAGGAAUCAUUGACAUGUACCCUGAUAUGAAACAGCUCACAACAACGAACUCGUCUCCGAAGAAAGCAACGAAAAACUCAAAAGGCGUUUUUGAUAAUCUUGAAGAGCGACCCCUGAGUCGAGCAUAUAAGACCAGGAAGUCAGUGAUGUACCACAACUGCCGCCUCCUUGCACCGGACGAUACGCUUCUCUGCACGUGCGACAAGAGGAAAGCGUUGUGGUACAUCGGGAAGGAGAUUGGGGAGCUGAUAUGCGAGGAGCCCUUGACGGUGAGGCUCUUGUUCGAACCUGCAGGGGUUCCAGGACCGGAUAGAGAGUACUAUCAGACUGAGAAGAAGAACAUAUGCGUAGUGUGUGGCCGGGAAGACUCCUACAUCAGGAAGCAUGUAGUUCCGCAUGAAUAUAGAAGACACUUUCCAGAGUACCUCAAGAUGCAUUCCUCACACGAUGUCCUCCUUCUGUGUCUACGAUGCCACCAGAGAAGCAGUGCAUAUGACAACUACGUCCGGCAGAACGUGUCUGAACUCUACCAUGCUCCCAUCAGUAAUAAGACCAACGCCAAACGCCUUGAGGAUCCUCAAAGGGUUCAGGUCCGCUCAGCUGCGAGGGCGCUAAUCCGCCACCAGAAAGUGAACAACCUUCCAGAACAUCGGAUCCAGGAAUUGAUGGAUCAUCUCCAAGAGUUCUUCGGGGACGACGAGAUAGACGAUGCCCUGCUGCAAGAGGCGGUUUCCAUGGAGACGAGAGUGGCCAAUGAGGAUUUUGUUUCGUCGCACGGUUUGAAGGUCGUGGAGGAGGUGAUGAAGGAGGAGAGUGGAUUGCGGAAGUUUGAGAAGAUGUGGAGGCAGAACUUCCUGGAUACGAUGAAGCCUCAAUAUCUCCCGGAGUUAUGGUCUGUUGAUCAUCUACAUGAAACGUUUGCGGGCAAGAAGUGAGAAAGGCUUCAAACAGAUGUACAGCAGGGGGGCAGAUAAAGCCCAGGAUUUUUUUUUUAGAUGACGUAAUCUAGACUGGACUCUAGAGGAAUGUGCAAUGUAAUUAGUUUUUUGUUUUAAUUACUUCAGAACAAUUCAUUCCAUCAAACUACAUACAUGUAAAUACAUGUUACUUGAAUAGUACUAUUAAUUAUUAUUGGUGAUAUGAAUAAUGUAAAUGUUCAUGUGUAUUCUGUUUAGUUGUUUUGCCUGUUCAAGGAUAUUCUGUUUGUAUUCUAUCAACCAUAAUAUGAAGUCAGUUAUCUACCAUCAAGCCAAAACUUCUUAGAAAUGAAGUGGCAUCUUGUUUAUAAAGCGACUUAUUUUUAAUCAUCAUUUCAUAUUUUCAUUUGAUCAUGUUCCAAAUUACAAGCAAUUGAAUUUCAGGAUGUUGUAUUCAUCAAAGAAAGGUUAUGUUUUUAAUAUUUCAAAUCACUGUCAAACACUUUUUGUCUUGCAUUUUUUCUAGAAUACAGUGUAUAUUCAUCAUUGAAUUUUAAAUUAUUUUUGUUUACUUAUCUUUUAUCAACUACGUGUGACAUUUAAUACAAAAUUGAGUGAAAUUUUGAGGGAUUCUUGCUGCAAUACACAAUGUUUUUCUUGUUCUUGAUUUUAACAAGAAGCUACCUCUUGAAAAAUGUAACUUCACUACAAAGAUACUACAUUAUGUCAGGGACAUGUAACAAAUAUAUUCUGUUUGUAUUUGAAUUCUUUAUGCAGAUCAUCAUCACUUACAAAUAUGAUGAUGAUUAGCUGAUGUAAUGAUUGAAAUGUGCCUUUUUUUUUAAAAUCUUGGUAUUUAUGCCAUUUCUCAAAAGUAUGUAGGUUGAUGUGGGAGAAAAAAAAAACUUGAGGAUUGAUUAAUAAAAGGAGAGUGGCUAGAUUUCUCACAAAAU
This is a messenger RNA of Strongylocentrotus purpuratus (purple sea urchin), 2952 nucleotides long. RefSeq names its product exonuclease 3'-5' domain-containing protein 2 (gene exd2). The transcript is spliced from 5 exons. The record is from RefSeq and is a predicted model, not a curated record. Gene Ontology annotation, cellular component: cytoplasm; nucleus. Gene Ontology annotation, biological process: nucleobase-containing compound metabolic process. The coding region runs from base 305 to 2017 and encodes 570 amino acids. Gene Ontology annotation, molecular function: nucleic acid binding; 3'-5' exonuclease activity. NCBI's taxonomy places the organism in Eukaryota, Metazoa, Echinodermata, Echinoidea, Camarodonta, Strongylocentrotidae.